UGUUGCGAGGAGCUUGACGGCAGGUCGGCGCAGCUGCUUUCUUUGCGAAGGAAUGUCGCCGAUGUAUUUGUGUGGAGAUGGAGCUGUGACAGAUGUGUUGAGGAGAAGAUGUCGGGACCGCAGCGUCGUAUCUCACUGAAUAACUAUGCUGCUCAGAAAACAUGGUAGUUCCCUCCACCUCUGACAGGCAAAGAAGAACAUCUAGACAGGUUUAAGGGAGGCUAAAUUUAGAGUCCGUAUUAAGUCAUUUGGCAUCAUAUUUGCUUCCAAGCAUGGACCCUUAACUUCCUCCGCCACCAGAACACACUAUCUCUUGUUCCUUGAGUUGUCAGGAGUCGUCAGGCAGAUUGUCGGUCUACUACCACUUGUCCCCGGAAGAAUAUCUUGAAGCCUCAUCAACAUGUUUUCAGCGCUGAAGAAACUGGUGGGAUCUGAGCCAGGGCAGCUAAGGGACAAGAACAUCCCCGCUGGCCUUCAGUCGAUGAACCAAAGUUUGCAGAGACGCUUUGCCAAAGGGGUCCAGUAUAACAUGAAAAUAGUGAUCCGAGGAGACAGGAACACUGGAAAGAGUACUUUAUGGCAUCGACUUCAGGGCAAGAAGUUUGUGGAGGAGUACAUUCCUACUCAGGAGAUCCAAGCCACGAGCAUUCAUUGGAAUUACAAAAUGGCUCCGUAUCAAGCUACUGAUGAUGUGGUGAAGGUAGAGGUGUGGGACGUGGUGGACAAAGGCCAAAAAUAUCCUCUUCCUGAAGGUGUAGGCAAAGGCAAAAGGCGUGGUGACAAUUUGAAACUGGAGAAUGAGCCCCAAGAGUCGGAUGAGGUCGCCCUGGAUGCAGAGUUCCUGGACGUGUACAAGAACUGCAACGGAGUCAUCAUGAUGUUUGAUAUUACCAAGCAGUGGACAUUUAACUACAUCCUGAGGGAACUGCCCAAAGUACCCACCCAUGUCCCGGUGUGUGUGCUGGGAAACCACAGGGACAUGGGCGAGCAUCGCGUCAUCCUUCCUGAUGAUAUAAGAGACCUGAUCGCUGGGCUCAACAGACCGAUGGGAUCGUCUUACAUCCACUAUGCUGAGUCCUCUAUGAAGAAUGGGUUUGGCUUGAAAUAUCUGCACAGGUUUUUCAACAUCCCCUUCCUUCAGCUACAGAGAGAGACCCUCUUGAGGCAGCUGGAGACCAACCAGCUAGACAUGGAUGCCACUCUGGAGGAGCUCUGUGUUCAGCAGGAGACUGAGGAUCAGAACUAUGAAAUUUUCCUGGAGAACUUGGAGUCCCGCAGUAAGGGCUACGGCUCUCCUGGUCCAGCCAACGGUCAGAGUCCCUCGUCGGGCUCCCAGUCCCCCAUCGUCCCUCCCAGUGGGGCCUCCACUGGCAGCUCUAGCCCCAGCACCCCACAGCCCCCUAUCCCCUCACAGGCGCUCCCACAGUCGCCAUCCGUGUCCGCCUCGUCCCCACCACCCCCCACAGCAGCGGUCGGCGGGGCAACUUCACCUACUGCUGAGAUCAAGCCGUCGGCCCAGUCGCCCGAACACCUCCAGUCCUCAGCUGCUGCUGGAGUGUCGGGACCCCAGAAACGCAGCUUCAUCUCCCGCUGGUUUGGCUCAUCUCCUGCUGCUGAGGCUCCUGCUUCUGCACCAGAGGACCCUCCAGCACCAGCGGCUCCGGCUAAGGUGCAGAGUGUGGAUGAUUUUGUGCCAGAUGAAAGACUGGACAAGAGUUUUCUGGAGGACAGCCUGCCCUCGAGGAGCAAGGCGUCCCAACCUGCACCCACUGCAGCUGUGGACAGCGACAGUGAUGGCGAAGGCAGAGGAAACCCGAUGGUGUCCGGUUUCCAGGACGAACUCGAUCCUGAUGACACAGAGCCCAGCCUCCCCCAGACUAAGAUUCUGCCUCCCAGUAAAGAUAUCACUCUGACCAGUGAUGAGGAGGAGGGAGUCCCAGCAGCCCCAACAAUUACACAGGACCAAGACCUGGACAGUGAGCAAGAGCUGAAAGCGCCUGUGAUCCACAUCACAAAACCAAAGGUGGUGUCUAAAGCUCCAGAGCCCAGAGACCAGACCGCAACACCCAUCUCCCUCACCUUAACUCCAGCAUCAGAGCAGCCAGCCAGACAAGGUAAGAAGAAGGGAAACACACCCAAAGCUGAAGACUCCGACACCGACCCUGAGGCCCCGGUAGCCCAGCAGAUGCUGUCUUUUGUCAUGGAUGACCCCGACUUUGAGUCUGAAGCGUCAGACACACCAAAAAUAGCAAAGGACUCGUUUCCCGUCAGGGAUGAGCUCCUGUCCGACCUCUCUGAUGACGACAUGCAGUUAGCCAAGGUGCCAGAACCUUUGAGGCCCACUGUGAUCUCCUUUAAACUCAAGGAUGAUACUGACCUGUUUGGUCUUGGAAUCCACGAGGAGCCGGCUGCAGCCAAGGACAGCAGUGACGAUCAAGAAGAGAAGGAAAGCAAACACUCCUCCAAAGAAAAGAAGAAAAAGAAGAAGAAGAGCAAAGAGGAGGAUGAAAAGAGCAAGAAGAAACACAAACACAAGAAAAAGGAUGAGGCUGCAGCAGGAGAUGAGAAGGAGAAAAAGAAAAAGAAAUCCCGGACCAAGAAAACCGAAGUGGAUGAGCUGGAGGACUUCCUGGGAGGAGGAGCUGGAUCGAUCAAAAGAGACGACGGCGAUUACGAAGAACUAUAAGAGCAGCAGCGAGGCGUGAGAUCGCUGAUAAAACCUCCUGGUUCCUUGACUUGUAUGUGCAUAAAGCAGCAUCUCCAAGCCAUACACUAUACGCAAGGCUACCACCUGCAUCCAGGUAAAACAACCAAGAGCUCUGGUACCUGUAUGUUCCUCUGAUUUAUCCUCGUCUGCACUACUGCUCACUUCCAUUCCAAACUGUAAGAACGAGGGGGGUGUGCUGUAGUGAGUCGUGACGUCAAAUUUGACGAUUGGUGGCCUCAGAUCGGCUCUACUUUGACCUUACAGGAUACGUCGGCUUAACGUUUUCUUUGAUUUGAUUCACUCUGCAAGAGAUCCACUCCCACUCAGCUGCUGUAAAUAGGGUUCCCAUUUAGUCUGAAUGUCUGUAUGGUUGGUGUUAUAACUGAGAGCAUGCUCAAAGUGACGAGUGACUCCUUAAAGAUUCCAUCGUGUUCUUUCUGUUUCUUUCCUACUUGUUGGCUUAAAUGGUUGAUGGGAGAUUUAGUGUUGUGUCUAAUUAUGAACAGAAUUUAGAGUGAUUUAAAAAUGAAUUUCCUUUUCUACUCCUAGUGUACAUCGUCCACACUACGUCAGCUGAAUCUGACAGUUUUUCUUUUUUUCCUUUCUGAUGGCCGUUUAUCUACUGACCGAAGUUGCUCCAUGUCUUGCAGUCAUCAUAGACUUUUUUAAAACGCCACUACAGCCAAUAAUAACAACAGUAUUUAUGCUGAUUGUGGUUUGAUAACUGUCAUCACAAAAUAGUCAUUUAACCAGCUUUUCAGCACCGCAGAACCAGUUUUAGAUAUCAACCAAUGUGUGUUUUUAGGGCUGGUUUUAUUAAUACUCAAGGAGACCGAUAUCUGAUAUCAAAAACAUAACUGCAAAAUAUCAAAAUCCUCCACAAACUCCAACACAAAACAUCAUUGAAAUGCCUCUGAUUAUUUACUUAAAUAAGAGACCCUCAGUGUUAGAUGUGCUGUGGCUGGAACUACAGACAGAGAGACAGCAGCACGUUUUUAAAUCCAUUUAUGUCAUCAGGAACCGGUCAGAAAGAUGACACUGAUGAUCUGAAAAAAGCUAAAUAUUUGAUGUGAGAAUCAGCCAUUCCGAUAAGUGGUUGACCCAGACUUUCUAUGUCAUGAACAAAUCACUGUGUUACACUCCAAAAACCUGCCUGUAGGAGCAGUUAAAUUAUGAGCUUGUCUGUAAUAAAACUCUCAUUUGCAAAUAGUUUCAGCCCACGCACAGAACUGGUUUCUCUCACCUCAUAGUUCCUGUUCACUUCUUUAGAUGAAACCUUAAAAAGAUUUUCAACAGCUAUGAUGUGUGUACGCAUAAAAAAUAUGUUUUGGAGAGUUAAAAAGUUAUCUAGUGCUCAGGCUACAUGAUAUCAGCUGUUUGACACGGCCAGUGACAUGAAUUAAUAAUCACCCAAUGGAAAACAAUUCCUAAAGACUUCUCUCUAGUUUUCUUUUGUAUGUAGGUGACGGCUGCACUCUGAGUCACAUACACUACCGUUCAAAAGCACUUAGAAAUGCCCUUAUUUUUAAAAGAAAAUCUUUUUUUUUCAAUGCAGAUAGCAUAAAAUGAAUGAUAAAUCCAGUCUAGACAUUGUUAAUGUGGUAAAUGACUAUUCUAGCUGGAAACAGCUGAUUUUUAAUGGAAUAUCUCCAUAGGGGUACAGAGGAACAUUUCCAGCAACCAUCACUCCUGUGUUCUAAUGCUACAUUGUGUUAACUAGUAGGUCCUAUAGCUGUCCUUACAAAGUCCACACUGUUUCAUGCUUACAGUUGGGACAUACUACUAUAUGUGGCUAAAACUUUUCCCGUCGCGGUCUGCAGUGUGAAAUGAGCAGCCAUCUGUUUGUGGCUCAAGCUUCUUUAUACUGACACUGCAGCGUAUGGAUGUAACUGCAGAGGAAUGUGGGUCAGAAUGGCUGAAGGGAAGCCAGCUAGCAACCAUCUAAUCAGGCAGAACUGUGUCAUCUGUAUGUGUAAUCACUUUCUCUCUUCUUGAUAGCUCAGUCUUCCUGUUGUAUGAUUUUAAAAUGAAAGCUGCCCGACCAUGGCUCUGGGCCUCUCGGCCUAUCAGCUCCCUGUUUGUUUACAAACCAACACAUUUACACUCUGAGAUCCAAUCACAGCACAGAUGUACACUACCGUUCAGAAGUCUGGGGUCACUUAGAAAUGUCCUUAUGUUAGAAAGAAAAGCAGUUUUCUGAAUGAUAAAUCCAGUGUAGACAUUGUUAAUGUGGUAAAUGACUAUUCUAGCUGGAAACAGCUGAUUUUUAAUGGAAUAUCUCCAUAGGGGUACAGAGGAACAUUUCCAGCAACCAUCACUCCUGUGUUCUAAUGCUACAUUGUGUUAGCUAAUGGUGUUGAAAGGCUAAUUGAUGAUUAGAAAACCCUUGUGCAGUUAUGUUAGCACAUGAAUAAAAGUGUGAGUUUUCAUGGAAACAUGGAAUUGUCUGCGUGACCCUAAACUUUUGAGCGGUAGUUAUACAUCACAUUGUAUUAGGUGUGAAUCCGGCCGGGGCAGUAAAGGUGAUAAUCACUCAGAUCUGCCAGACGUAGGUUGGGCUUUACAGAUAUGUUGGUGUCUGUCUAA
Amphiprion ocellaris (clown anemonefish) is the source of this 5293-nucleotide messenger RNA. It is a transcript of the gene rabl6b, whose product is annotated as RAB, member RAS oncogene family-like 6b. Bases 401 to 2686 code for a protein of 761 amino acids. Gene Ontology annotation, cellular component: cytosol; nucleus. Gene Ontology annotation, molecular function: GTP binding. NCBI's taxonomy places the organism in Eukaryota, Metazoa, Chordata, Actinopteri, Pomacentridae. The transcript has 18 exons. The record is from RefSeq and is a predicted model, not a curated record.